Dendroctonus ponderosae (mountain pine beetle) is the source of this 2689-nucleotide messenger RNA. Its product is annotated as homeobox protein prospero-like. The record is from RefSeq and is a predicted model, not a curated record. Gene Ontology annotation, biological process: regulation of transcription by RNA polymerase II. Gene Ontology annotation, molecular function: RNA polymerase II cis-regulatory region sequence-specific DNA binding; DNA-binding transcription factor activity, RNA polymerase II-specific. Gene Ontology annotation, cellular component: nucleus. NCBI's taxonomy places the organism in Eukaryota, Metazoa, Arthropoda, Insecta, Coleoptera, Curculionidae.
CCAGAAGCCGUGACGAGACGCUUUUGUUCCGUUUCAGGUAUUGACAUGGGCAAGUAUUCUUAAAGUGGGGACUCGGCUUUCUGGAGGGGGCACCUGGACGACCAAUAACGCCCCAACCUAUGAUGUCAUCGGAGGAGGAGACAGAGUUUGGCUUGUACACAGAUAAGCUCUUGAAGAAAACUAAAAGAACCAGACAACGCGUGGACGCCGGCGAGCCGCGUAACUCGUACUCUUCGAUCCCGAACUUCAGUUCGCGUCCGAAUUUUCUUGGUAGCAGUGGAAAUUUAUACGGCGCCAUUUUCACCCAACACCAACAGUUCGGUCUCUUCGGACCGGGGUUUGCACCCGCAAAAAUGCUGAACGAGCUUCUGGCCCGCCAAAAGUCGGAGAGCGGAGGCGAAAGUGAGGACUCGGUGAUUCGGUGUGACGGCAGUCCUCCUUCGGGGGAGGCUCUCGCGCAUCACAUGCUGCGAGACAUCCUGCAGGGGCGCAAGCACGAGCUGCUCGCCCUUGAGCACGACAUGCGCAACGCCCAGGACCACAUCAUUAACAACAACAACAACGAUCCAAAGGUUAGUCCCGAGCGGAAUGAAGCUGCGGACGCCGCUGUCGCUAUGAAGGAGUGUCUAGCUGAAGCUGGAGUGGACAAUCGGCAGCAAGCCGAGCUGAUGGAGGACGCGAUUAAUGGAAUGGAAACCAACUCGCUGCCCUCGCCCAAAGUGGAGCCGGCCAGUCCGGCGAAGCCGGAGGAUGCCAAGAAGGCGCGAGUGGAGAACAUCGUGUCGGGCAUGAGGUCCAGUCCGGCCCCCCCGCAGGUGAACGGCUGCAAGAAGCGAAAACUCUACCAACCGCAACAGCACGACAGCAACGCCGACCGAUAUAUCGACGACGAGGAGGAGGAAACCGAACCCAUCAAGCAAAAGCGGGUGGAGAAAAACCUGCUCAAGUCGCAGCUGAGAACCAUGCAGGAGCAGCUGGCUGAGAUGCAGCAGAAGUACAUGCAGUUGUGCACCAGAGUGGAGCAAGGCUCGGAGGAGAGCCAGGAGAUCGAGGAGAUCCCCAGUGACAGUGAGCACAGCCCCAAGCGAUCGCCUGCGGCCUCCCCUGUGACCACCACGUCCCCUCCAACCCCCACUCAAGUGACACCCUCUCUAGUGCAAGAGGUAAGCAAGAUGAAGCUGGGACCGCCAGGCCCCCACGGGCCGUUCCACAACGGCCUGCUGCACGCGCCCCAUCACAUGAACAACGCAGCCGCCAUGUACUUGGGCCACAAGCUGCUGAUGGAGCAGGAAGCCCGGAUGGCCAAAGAGGCGGCCGCUGCGGCGAUGAGCAACGAGGUGCAGCAGCAGGCGCAACAGCCGCAGCCCAUGCAGCAGAGCACGCCCAAGUCGGAGCAUGUCUCCGAACGGCUGCAGCUGAUGCGAAACAUUACGACGCCCACAGGGAGCGACCUCGAAGGGCUGGCCGAUGUGCUCAAAACGGAAAUCUCCGCCUCGCUAUCCAACUUAAUCGACUCGAUCCUCUCGAGGUUCGUGCACCAGAAACGGUGCAAGCAGCAGGACGCGGCCAACGCGGCCGAGCAGCUCAACAAAGACCUGCUGAUGGCGUCCCAGCUGCUGGACAGGAAAUCGCCGCGGACGAAAGUGGCGGAGCGGUCGCAAGCGCCGCCGCCCCCCAACCAAAAUCACAUGGUAAAUGGAAAUGCGGGCCCCCAUUUAAUGCCCGUUCAUAGUAUGCACAGUUCGAUGCCCAAAUCGUCAGAUCAUCAUAUUCGACCUCCAAUGUUUCAGCCCCCAAAGCCGCCCCACGGCAUUAGUCAGGCGCCUCUUUAUGGCAUGAACCAUCCGUUUUGUGUACAGAAACAGGAUACUCCCGAACAGAACGAGGCGCUUAGCUUGGUGGUGGCACCGAAGAAGAAACGCCAUAAGGAUUUUCUGCCCUUCAAGGUGACGGACACCCGGAUCACGCCACGCACCGUGAGCCGAAUCCUGGGACAAGACGGGGGCAUGGGGAUGUCCCCCGCCUCCAUGGAUCAAAGUGGCGGCAGCGCCCCUACAUGCCCCUCUCCACGGCCUCCCCCAUAUCACCAGCCGCCACCGAUGUUACCAGUCUCCCUUCCUACGUCGGUGGCGAUCCCCAAUCCAGGCCUGCACGAAUCGCAGGUUUUCUCACCCUACAGCCCCUUCUUCCAUGGACCAAGCCAUGGCCACCACAUGGCAAUGCAGGCCUCCUCCUCACCACCUCGCAUGCACAAAAUGGAGAGAGAGUCGCCCCCAGUUCAUCACCCGCCCACGCUGUUGCAUCCCGCCCUUUUGGCGGCCGCCCAGCACGGCGGCUCGCCCGACUACUCGCACAUGCGAGCGCCUUCCGGUGGCCUCAACAUGGACAAUGGCGACCGCAACUCGGACUGCAACUCGGGAGACAUCUCAUACGACGGAAUGCAACCUACUAUAUCCUUUUUAUGCAAAGCUGACUACGCUAAAAAUUACCAUACUUCUUCUCAGCAUCCAAAUAUUUCCUUAACUCCUGAUCACUCGUCGACAUUAACGCCGAUGCACCUGCGAAAAGCGAAACUGAUGUUCUUUUGGGUGCGGUAUCCGAGCUCGGCUGUUCUCAAGAUGUAUUUUCCCGACAUCAAGUUCAACAAGAACAACACGGCCCAACUGGUGAAAUGGUUCUCCAAUUUUCG